AUGGCAGUGUCAAAUCCCUACAGCUUCCAUGCCCAGGACACUGACAUUUUACAGUACCCCACAGCAAGAGUGCUAGAUCCGACGAGGCCUGGCAGAAUAGAAGCAGAUUUUAAUGUCUUUGAAGAGGCCUAUUUUAUACCUAUUCCACAACUUGAAGAUGCACAAGUUUUAGCUAGUGGUUUAAAAGAAGAGUUUUGCAACAGACAGAAUCUGCUCAACUCUAUCGCUUAUAUUAAUCAGGAACUGGAGUUACUGGGACUGGAAUGUCUGAAGUUUGAUGGCUCUAAGUGUACCUCUGGCACCGUGUUCAUUGUGAACCGAAUGUACGACUUACUUUCACUCUACCACAAGACUGCUACAGUGAAGAAUGAUCUAGAAGUCAGGAAUCAUAGGCUCAUAUGUGAAACAGAGCACCAACAGUCAUCCGCACUACGUCUUAAAAGAUUACAAGAGCAGACUGACCGGGAACUUGAUCAGGAACGAGAGAAGACUCGACAGAUCAGCUUGAAAUAUAGUCAAGUUUGUAACAAGCUCAGAUCUGAAAAAGAAGAGGUCAAGAGGCUGACCACAGUGCUUCAGUCAAGGGAUCUCCAGCACAAACAUGAACACAAAAAGAAAGAAAAGGAAGUCAGCAGACUGAAGGAAAGAUUGCAUCAACUGUUAGCAGAUAAAAUGCCUGACAGAAAAGUUGGUAUGGAGUUAAUGAAUGUUAUAAACCGGAGAUCAGAAGAUGGUCGAAGAGGAACAUGGAAGACUGGUCCUGACAAGCAAGAAGAAGAGAUGUACCAGAUCCUUAUCAGCAAUUAUGAAGACAGGCAGCAGGAGCUAAUCCAGGAGAACGGAGAGCUCCGCGACUGCUUGCUGUCUCUUCAGCGGGAACUGUCAGCUCUUCACAAGCGGACAGCAGAUUUGUCAGCUACAUCAGUCGCGAAUGUGA
Candidula unifasciata is the source of this 937-nucleotide messenger RNA. The record is from the annotation of a GenBank genome assembly. NCBI's taxonomy places the organism in Eukaryota, Metazoa, Mollusca, Gastropoda, Stylommatophora, Geomitridae.